UCAUACGGUUUGUAAAAUAACUCAAGAAAAGUUUAGAAGAAUUAAAAAAGAAACAUCAUUUGUGUGGUAUUUGGGCAUCUUAUGUCAGCUAUUUCCUUCGAUUUUUAAAUCCAAAGGAGUUUUUCUUUAAGUUAUCGUGUGAAAAAUAUUUCAUGUUGAUUUUGCUGCGUUUUUAUUUUAAUUCAAAAUUGUAAAUAAACCUUGUCUAACACUGAAAAAUCAUAAAUAAAACAAAAGAUUAACUUCCAACAUAAUUUUACAUAUAUUUUUUCUUAACUAUAACAAAAACCAAAAAUUAAAAAGAAAAAUUAAAAUAAGUUCCCAGAGGUGUUAAAAAUUUAUUUUAUUUGAAGUUUUGAUUUUGAUAUUUUUCUUUAAUUAUAACAUUGCUUGGUUUUAAAAAUUAUUAAUUGAAAACAAAACAAAAGACAAAUACAUACAUUCUAAAUAAAUCCUUCGGUUGCAUCGACUUUUUCCAUUCAUUAUGGCAAAAAUGUAUGGAAAAGGUAAGACUUCAAUUGAAUCCGAUGAACAUCAAAGAUUAAGAUGGCAAAUUGAAUUAGAAUUUGUGCAGUGCCUCGCUAAUCCAAAUUACCUCAAUUUUUUAGCCCAACGCGGAUACUUUAAGGAUCAAGCUUUCAUAAACUAUCUCAAAUAUCUACAAUAUUGGAAAGAACCCGAAUAUGCCAAAUAUUUAAUGUAUCCUAUGUGUUUGUACUUCUUGGAUCUAUUACAAUACGAACAUUUUCGACGUGAAAUAGUCAAUUCACAAUGUUCGAAAUUUAUAGACGACCAAGCAAUAUUACUUUGGCAACAUUACACAAGGAAACGUACUAAACUCUUUGAUGCUGUUAAUGGAACACCACCGGACACAGGAAUAAAUCAGGAUAAUAAUUCAAUGCAAGGUGGUAAUGCUGGAAAUGCGCAUUUUAUGCAAAACGGUGUGGCUAAUCAACAAAAUGGAAUUGGCCCUGGUGGACAAAAAAUUUAACACUAGCUGUUCGAAAAUAAUCCUAAUAUAAAAUGUAAAUAUUUUUGUAUAUAAUUAUAAUUAAUAUUGCUUUAUGUAUAUUAUAUUUUAAGUAGAAAUAAACAAAACUGAAAUGUA
Eupeodes corollae is the source of this 1108-nucleotide messenger RNA. RefSeq names its product mediator of RNA polymerase II transcription subunit 31-A (gene MED31). NCBI's taxonomy places the organism in Eukaryota, Metazoa, Arthropoda, Insecta, Diptera, Syrphidae. The transcript is spliced from 3 exons. Gene Ontology annotation, molecular function: transcription coregulator activity. The record is from RefSeq and is a predicted model, not a curated record. Bases 485 to 991 code for a protein of 168 amino acids. Gene Ontology annotation, cellular component: core mediator complex; mediator complex. Gene Ontology annotation, biological process: regulation of transcription by RNA polymerase II.